Messenger RNA from Lepisosteus oculatus (spotted gar), 2642 nucleotides. RefSeq names its product steroid sulfatase (microsomal), isozyme S (gene sts). Gene Ontology annotation, molecular function: arylsulfatase activity. The record is from RefSeq and is a predicted model, not a curated record. Lineage: Eukaryota; Metazoa; Chordata; Actinopteri; Semionotiformes; Lepisosteidae.
CAAACACUUCCUGUCUCCUUUGCACAGCUAAAGAUCUACAAAAAGUAAACUGCGUUAGAAGGACUAUGAGGACCGUGUUGGUUUUAUGCUUUUGCCAGAUAUUUGCAGGCUUUUUGUGUGCAGACAACAAAAAGCCCCCCAACUUUGUCCUGAUGAUGGUGGACGAUCUAGGCAUUGGUGAUUUAGGGUGUUAUGGAAAUACUACUUUAAGAACUCCUAACAUUGACAGACUCGCCCAGGAGGGAGUGAAGCUGACGCAGCACAUCGCUGCGGCUCCCCUGUGCACUCCCAGCAGAGCUGCCUUCCUGACAGGGAGAUACCCAAUUAGAUCAGGUAUGGUGAGCUAUGGCAAAGUAGGAGUGUACAUAGUAGCUGCUGCUUCAGGAGGUCUUCCAACACAGGAGGUAACAUUUGCUGAACUUGCCAAACAAAAAGGCUAUUCCACAGCACUCAUAGGAAAGUGGCACUUGGGGUUGAACUGUGAAAAGAACAAUGACUAUUGCCACCAUCCAAACAAUCAUGGCUUUGACUAUUUUUAUGGCAUUACGAUGACCAAUCUGAGAGACUGCCAGCCCGGCCAUGGCACUGUGUUCUCCAACCUGUUUGCCCACAUACCCUUUAAAAGCAUCGGAACGACUGUAAUUACUAUGCUGGUGUUGCAUGCUUUUGGGUGUCUCAACCUGUCCAGGAAGAUAGUUUUGAGCUUUGCUGUCCUCGUUGCUCUAAUUCUGGUACUCUUUGCUAUUUUCAUUUUUACUUUUCCGUAUUUCAACUGUUUCCUCAUGAGGAAUCAUAAGAUUGUUGAGCAGCCAUUUUCUUCUGUGGAUCUAACACAGAGGAUGACUUAUGAAGCAGUACAGUUUAUACAAAGGAACACAGAGCAGCCCUUCAUACUUUUAUUUUCCUUUGUUCAAGUCCAUACUGCACUCUUUGCAUCUGAGAAGUUCAGGGGGUCAAGCCAGCAUGGCAUUUAUGGAGAUGCAGUGCAAGAGGUGGACUGGAGUGUAGGUCAUAUAAUGAAUGUUUUGGACAGGCUUAAUAUGAGCCAGAAUACACUUGUGUACCUCACUUCGGACCAGGGUGCCCAUCUAGAAGAAAUAUCAAUCAGAGGUGAGGUACAUAGAGGAUGGAAUGGCAUAUACAAAGCUGGAAAAUCAACUAACUGGGAAGGAGGUAUCCGUGUCCCUGGGAUUAUUAAGUGGAGUGGAGUGCUGCCUGCGGGAACACAAAUUGAUGAACCCACAAGCAACAUGGAUAUUUUCCCUACCAUUGUCACUCUUGCAGAGUUAAAAAUGCCAGAUGACAGAGUAAUAGAUGGACAUGACCUGAUGCCUCUGCUGCAAGGUCAAGUUCAGCAGUCUGACCAUGAAUUUCUCUUCCAUUACUGCAAUGCAUAUUUAAGUGCAGUGCGGUGGCACCCUAGAAACAGCAGUGCUGUCUGGAAAGCCUUUUUCUUCACUCCGGAUUUCUAUCCGGAAAAUUCAACUGGUUGUUUCCAUACACAUGCAUGCUUUUGCACUGAGGCUUACGUGACGUAUCACGAUCCCCCACUGCUUUUUGAGCUUUCCCAAGACCCAUCCGAGCGUCGGCCUCUGACGCCGGAAACGGAGCCCAGUUUCCACGCAGUCCUGGGUGUCGUGCGGGAUGCCGUGGCUCAGCACACCAGUUCGCUGGAGCGUGCCCCAAGCCAGCUGUCUCCCAGCCACGCCAUGUGGAAGCCCUGGCUGCAGCCAUGCUGCUCCUCACUGCUUGAGCUGUGCGCGUGCGAGGAGGACCACGCGCUGCAGGAGGGCAGAGUGUGAAUGACGAGGGCAGCUCCCUGGGCGAAUCCAAGGGGUGGGCCACAUCUUUGUCUCCAAACACUGAGUAAAGUCAUCUCCAUGUUGUUCAAAAUGCAAUUGCAGUGUUCACAAAACAGUUCUCAGGGAUUUCUUAAACUGUGUGUACAGUACAGUAUUUAACAUUAAAGAGCAUUUCUUGUGGCGGCACUAGGAUAUAGUUAGCCUCACAGUUCAUGGUUCCUAGGUUCAGUUUUGGAUGAAGAUGCUUUUUUGCAUGGACUUUUCUUCUUUCCUUCAGGUGUAUGUGGAUUUUCUGUAGGUGUCUUUGAAGACUGCCUUUGUGUGCCCAGUGGGAGCCUUGCAUUUCAUGUAGGACGUAACCCGCCUUGGUGCCUUAGUUUCUGGGAUUGGCUCUGGAUUGCUGUAACCCUUCCAAGCUGGAUAAAUGGAUGAAUUUGUAUGGAUAUAUUGCAGUUACUGAUAUAUUAGCAAUGUGUUGUAUUGUGUAUAGCGACAGUACUAAUUCUAAUCAUAAAGUGUCCUAGAAUUAAAUUGAUUUUCAAUUAAAAUUCUAGGACUUCUCAAUAUUGAGAAAUUCAAUUAUCAGUCUGCAGAUUAAACUACAGUAUGUAGUAUAACUGCUACAUACAGUAGUUGUAUUUUCUCAUUGAGUAAAGACUGUCUAGUAAAAUGGAUUGCAAACAAUAGUUUAACCAUAGUAACCUGGAACUUAAACUUGGGGUGACUUGAGGAUGGCCAUGAUGACAUUUUAACCAUGUUCUUUCUGCAUUGCAAUUGUUGUUUUUCUCCUUCAAUGUCACACUUCUAAAAUAAAAUCAGCAAAAUGCUGUGAAAAAAUAA